Molecule: messenger RNA, 978 nt
Organism: Emys orbicularis (European pond turtle)
Lineage: Eukaryota; Metazoa; Chordata; Testudines; Emydidae
Gene: JAML
Product: junction adhesion molecule like
Exons: 7
Coding region: 1-978 (325 amino acids)
Cellular component (GO): plasma membrane
Source: RefSeq, a predicted model, not a curated record
AUGAGAAUGGUACCUGCCCUGACGCUCAUGCGGAUACUGAUGUCACUGGAGAAUGGUGGGGUGGUGGCUGGCCUGGUCAUCACUCGCCCCGAGCUGAAGGCUCGCUUAGGGGACUCUGUCCUGCUGGAAUGUUUCUUCCAAAGCCUGGUGCCAGGGGACUGGAAUGUGACCAAAGUGGACUGGAUACAUAUGCCGGAAAACAGUACUCAGGCGGAGGAGAUGGUCUUCUACUACUACAGUAACCACAGCGUUCCUGUGGGACGCUUCCGGCCCCGAGUGCAGUGGCUGGGGGAUGUGGCCCGCAAGAACGGCUCUGUGAGGCUGCAGGAUGUACAGGCGGACGACAGUGGGACGUACACCUGCGAGAUCCGGGUGUUUGGGCGGAGCAGUGUCUUCAAAAACUACACGGUGCUGCAUGUGGCCUCUGCUGGACGGAGAGGGUCCGGAUUUGCAGGGGCCCAGUACUCUGAGAGCACCGGUAGCAGUGGCUGGGGGGCCAUCCUGGGCUACGUCUGUGCGACCACCUUCCUGGCCCUCUUGUUGGGAUUGGGGCUGAAGAAGUUUCUGCAGAAGCAGAGACCUACGGAGAGCGGGCCCCUGUCGAGGAGUCGGGAUGACGGCAGCCGGGAUAAAGCAGAGGAAGGCAUUUACUCCCUCAUUCCCUGUGCUGAGAUGCUUCAGGCUGGGCAGGAGGCAGAGCUGGGGAGCAGAACGGACACGACCUACAUUACCAUGCGCCCCUCUGCUGCUUUCCAUGGGGCGGGCACUGCACUGCUGGAGAACAACGUGUACGUCCAGCUGCAGAGGAAGAAGAUCCCAGUGGAAUGGCUGGAUGAGGGGAGACUGUGCAAUGAAGGAGCCCAAGAAAGCAAGAAAACCUGUGAAAAGUCCAACUGCCCAGAGGAGGAAUUCCCUUGUGCCCUGGAUGGGGGGAAAGCACCUCUGAGCCCAGCCUGGCACGACAGCCAGGGACAUUGA